GUUGGCACUCCGUCCAGGGUGUAUCCUGCCUUGAUGCCCGAUGAUGCCUGAGAUAGGUACAGGCUCCCUGUGACCCAAGAAGUUUGGAUAAGUGGUAGAAAAUGAAUGAAUGAAUGAAUGAAAAAAGGCAUAAGAGAUAAAACAUUCUGUAACACACUAUAAACAUAACUAUAAUAAAUGUCUGGUCUAUACACAGGGUUAUCAUUAAAAUCCUAUAAAAAACAUUUAGGCUCUUGGCAGGACUUCGAUGAACCUAUGUAACACAAAAUCUUAUAUCUAUAUCAUUCCUGUAUUAAGCUUUAACCAAAUGCCAUACUGUUACAAAUACAAAUGUAAAAAUAAUAUACAAAUGCAUGUGUAUUAAAAAGAUCCAAAUAAAUAAUGAAGAGAAUUCCAACAAGCCCUAUGAACAACAGUACUAGUAAAAUGCCUGGUAUUCUGUAAAAUAUAGAUUAUAAGUAAUAUAAGUAACAGUGAUGUUUUCUGUUGAAAUGUGCAAAUUAACAAAUAUGGACGGAAGAUUUCUGGUUAUAAGAUUUGAUGUGGUGUCAGAUAUGAAACUGAGCCUUGUGGUAUUCAACAGAUCUAAAGAAUACUCACAGUAAGGAAGAGCUUUGUGAAAAGUCUAAUUUAAACUUUUCAUUUAAAAUCUAGAGUAAUUUAAGCUAGUGGAAAAACAACAGUUCAUCAUAAAAACCUAUAUUUGACUGCUAAGAAUGUGUUAGAAUAAAUCAUUAAAUGUGUUUGUGCAUGUGUUUUUAUUAUUACUGGUGACAAUGACUCAGUUCAGAAAUGCUGCUUAUAUUAUCAGGUUAUUGUAUAUUCAGUGAACCACAACGUUUUAAAACAAGUGUUCAUUAGUUCCAGUAUUUUUUACAGUUUCCUUUCUAGCUGAAAACGUGUAAAUGUUUCACAACAGUUUUGUUCAUGUAAGAUUGUAUCUCUCAUUGCACACUUAACUUUGACAUGUCUAGGAUGUUGCGGUCUUGAAAAGUGUCAUAUCAGCAACAAACGUGAAAAGUUUAUGUACAGAAGUGAGUUUGCAAAACACGUUUCAUGUAUGCAAGAUUUAACCAGUAGAUCUCAUUACCAUUUUAUAAAUGUUAGUAGUUAGUAGUUCCACUUUUCUGGUGAUAUUUCAUUACUCUGAUAACCAAAUGUAGAUUAAAAUAAAUUGUACUCAUAGUCAAACAGUUCACCAUUUUGGGUCAUUUUAGUGCACUUUCUAAUGGGAUUUUAGCUUUGGAUGUGCUUAAAUUGUUAAUUUGCUUGUUAGAUGUCCCAUUUUGUUAUUUUAGUUCCUUUAAGUUGUUUGAUUAAAUUCCUUUAGAUGUUUAUUAGUUUUUUCAUUUCCUAUAGAUGUUUACUUAGUUGUUAGUUAUUUGUGUUUGUUAGUUAGUGUAAAUGUGCUGGUAAAUAUCAGAGGAAGUGUAAAGGUGUGGAAUGAGAGGGUCAAGUAAUGAGUAAACUUGGAUUUAAAACCAAGUGAGAAAGGAAAACUAAGUCAUGAUUAUAUGCCUAUAACAUUAUAGCUUUGGCACCUUGUCCAUUGUUCUGCAGACUGUGGCUCAAUAAAGGGAGAGGGGGGGGAGAGAGAGAGAGAGAGAGAGAGAGAGAGAGAGAUUUAGCUAGUCAUUAGUGUUUUCACCCCACAUUUAAAGGAGGGAACAAUAACAGAGAAUCUGGGGAUAAUCAUCAAAAAUUUCCAUAGGUUUUUCACCCCUGGUGAAGAUGAACAUUCUCUUCAUUUGAUUAGCACGAUACUCUCCUCCAAGCAGUUCCCAUCUUCCUGCCCUCAAGUCUAGUGCUGUAUUAAUCCUGUUAGUGAUCAAAUUCUGCAGGUAUCUAUUAAUUAUUCUUAUAUCCAAUAAUGAACAGUAUAAAACAGUCCUGCACAGUGUCAAUGCACUCGCACUGACAUUUUCACUUUCUUGCCUUCUUACCAAGUUUCCAGUGACCUGUAUAUGACCUGACCAACUUUUUGCAUUUCUGUGAAACAAGUUUAGUUAUUCUCAAACUUUCCAUUAUUGUCUCUAUGCGGCGACAUCAGGCUCUUCUUGGCCUUCCCCUGAGACUGUGGGAAAGUGUGCUGCUAAAAGCACCCAUGCAUUGUCAUGUUAAUAGCUCAGGGUGGUGGUUCAGAGGGGAGGUUUUCUUCAGCUAAACCUUUAAAACGAGCUAGAAGCAUAAUCUUCCCAGCCUAGCAGGCACCAUUAGCUCACACUUAUAAGAAAAUAUCGACACGAGAAAUCAAACACUUGCAAGACUCUGCGAUUUAAUAUUACAUUGUGAGAAGAUAAGCAGAGGAAUGACUGCUUCAAACCUUGGCAAUGGACCAGAAAAGAGCUUCAACGCCAAAGAGGAGCGUAAGCUUCGAAAGCCUCUGAUAGAGAAGAGACGUAGAGAACGCAUCAACUCAAGCCUGGAACAGCUGAAGGGUAUUAUGGUGGAUGCCUACAAUUUGGAUCAAUCAAAACUGGAGAAGGCGGAUGUUCUGGAGAUAACUGUGCAACACAUGGAGGGUCUUCAAAGGGGCCUUGGUCCAGCAGCCAGUCAGGGAGCUAGUGUGGCUUUUGAAUCUCGCCAACGAUACAGUAGUGGUUAUAUCCAGUGUAUGCAUGAGGUGCAUAAUUUACUCCUCAACUGCUCUGGCAUGGACAAAUCACUGGGUGCUCGUCUUCUGAACCACCUGCUGAAGGCUCUGCCCCAAAUCAGUGGAGAGAGCGGUGCCACGGGCAGUGCUGCCACCACCAGUCCUCUUCCUCUUCCCACCUCGCCUACACAUUCUCCACUGGCUCUUCCCUCCUUUCAACCCCGUUCUCUCCAACUACACACCCCUCCCUCUCCUACGAGCCCCCCCUCACCCAGCAGCCCCCACUGCUCUCCUGGAAUCCUCUUGCAGAGAGAGGGGGCAGGCAUGAAGCCCUCCCCACCUCGAACACCCUCCCCCCAACCUUUAGCCCCUACUGCCCUUCCCCCCACCUUCCCAGGGGGUGACCCUUCUAUGUGGAGGCCAUGGUGAAGAAGCAAAACCCUCGACCACUUUUCACUUGUUCUUUCCCCCCUUCUUCCACUCUUCCCUAAUAGUGUCCAUUACAUCCUCAUCUCCUGGGAUGUUUGAGUGCUGGGCCUUUUCACUCCGAGAGCGGAGAGGUCACCGAAUAAUAGUAGGUCUCCGAGCCCCUGGGGGUUUUGUGGCAUCGUUUGAAGCACUAUUCUUUAUAGUUGAUUUACCACGGUGUGGGCUUGUUUGGAAAUUUGAAAAACAAAAGGGAACCACAACCAAGGAUGCUCACUUAGAACUGAGUGCAUGAGAAAAAGAAUUGUUGCUUCAUUACUUGAGAGUAACAUUAUUUUGUUAAACCAGGAAGCAAUUUACUUUGCUUAAUUGUAUUUCAUUUUGAAAAUAAUUUUUAAAUGAUGGUUUACUUCUUGAUUUUCCUUUUCCGUUUUUUUGUGUGGCCUUUUCACUAAAGUUUAGUGUGGCCUGAUGCAUUUUACCUGAUAAACUGAUAGUGACUGGGUUCUGCUACAAAAUAAUCGUCAUGUGUCGGAAUGUCCUGAAUCCAUUGAGUGUGUAAAUAUGUGCCUGAAACGCCAUGACCUCUGAUAAUUUUUUUGCUGAUACUAGAUGUUUAGACUAGGUUCCUAUUUGUCUCACGUGGAGCAUUUUGUAUACAAAUUCAGGUUGGGGUGCAAAACAUACACUAUUUAGAUGCCUGUUCUGUGUGCUGGGUAUCAGAAUAUGAUGUAAACGUGUCUGUGAAUAAAGAAACGAACAUCCAUUG
Tachysurus fulvidraco (yellow catfish) is the source of this 3788-nucleotide messenger RNA. It is a transcript of the gene her8a, whose product is annotated as hairy-related 8a. Gene Ontology annotation, biological process: regulation of transcription by RNA polymerase II; regulation of neurogenesis; anterior/posterior pattern specification. Gene Ontology annotation, molecular function: RNA polymerase II cis-regulatory region sequence-specific DNA binding; DNA-binding transcription factor activity, RNA polymerase II-specific; protein dimerization activity. The record is from RefSeq and is a predicted model, not a curated record. Lineage: Eukaryota; Metazoa; Chordata; Actinopteri; Siluriformes; Bagridae. Gene Ontology annotation, cellular component: nucleus. The coding region runs from base 2309 to 3022 and encodes 237 amino acids. The transcript is spliced from 4 exons.